This is a messenger RNA of Colletotrichum tamarilloi, 504 nucleotides long. RefSeq lists its product as uncharacterized. The coding region runs from base 1 to 504 and encodes 167 amino acids. NCBI's taxonomy places the organism in Eukaryota, Fungi, Ascomycota, Sordariomycetes, Glomerellales, Glomerellaceae. The transcript has a single exon. The record is from RefSeq and is a predicted model, not a curated record.
AUGAAAAUCUUCAAGGUAUUGAGGGUACUCAAAAGGGUCGUGGCCUCUGCUCCUUUUGCCUUUUUUUCUUUCGUUGCAAAGAGCCAAAAACCAGAGGUGUCGGGUCGAGAAAGAGCUGUACCAUCGGGCAGAUGCGGCUGCGGCUGUGGUUGCUGUUACUUGCGCUUGCUGCUUGCUGUGGGGGAGAGAACGGGUGGUUCAGGUACGGAAAGUGCGCGGGCACCUCACCUUCCAAUUCUCAGCAUCCGACGGGGCAGGCAGGUGGGCAGUGUUGGCGACCCCCUUCCCUCUUUUGCCUUCGUGCCUUCCAAGUUCCGUCUCUUCCCCUUGACUUCCAGUUCCUCGCUUCCAAGGUCCACACUGAUUAGAUCUGCGCUAGUCCCGACUGGGGAGUUUCCCCUGUGCCUUAGGCACGCGAGGCAAAUGCAGAAUCCGGCACCGGAGUGCAGGGAGAUGACGUCGCCACGUGAGGGCAAGUCGAAUUUGCAACCACAGCGAAAUUGA